CAGGACGAUGAGUCGCCUGUCAGCUGCUUUAACGUCGUGUUCACUGCUUUUUGUUAGUUUAUUAAUAAGCAAACCUGUUGAACGGGAUGCAGAACAAUGUUCUAAAUCAACGUCAUCAAGUCAACCCAAAGCCGCGUGUGGCCCCGCCCCCCUCGUUCACCGGGACGGGGAAUAAAAACCGGUGAUUCUCGCCGGUCGCGGUGUCUUCUUGCCGCUUCUCCCGAUCAGCUGUUGCGGUUCGACGUCGCUUCAUCGCCGGCUGUGAUUCAGCGCGUCUCUCUCUCACCACGCGGGACUCACCAAAGCUUCUGCCCGGUUCCCCGGUCCAUCAUGGCGAGCCAACCAUCCGACGUCCUCAGCAAGGUGUUCAACGAUCCCAUCCACGGCCACAUGAAGAUGCACCCUCUGCUCAUCAGAAUCAUCGACACGCCUCAGUUCCAGAGGCUCCGUCACAUCAAGCAGCUCGGGGGGGUCUACUUUGUUUUCCCCGGAGUGUCCCACAACCGCUUCGAACACUCCCUCGGGGUGGCGCAUCUGGCAGGAAAACUGGUCCAAGCUCUGAAAUGGAGGCAGGGAGACCUCAAAAUCACCCGCAGAGACGUCCUCUGUGUGCAGAUCGCCGGGCUCUGCCACGACCUCGGACACGGGCCCUUCUCCCACAUGUUUGACGGAAAGUUCAUCCCCAAAGCGCGCCCAGAUAUCACCUGGAAGCAUGAGGACGCCUCCGUUAAAAUGUUUAACCACCUGGUGAACGUCAACGAGCUGAAGUCGGCGAUGAAGACGUACAAGCUGAAGCUGCCUCGCGACCUGUAUUUCAUCAGGGAACUGAUCGCCGGACCAAUGGACCCGGAGGACCUGGAGGACCCGGAGGCUCCUCAGUGGCCCUAUAAAGGCCGUCCAGAGAACAAGUCCUUCCUCUAUGAAAUCGUGUCCAACAAAAGAAACGGCAUCGAUGUGGACAAGUGGGACUACUUUGCCAGGGACUGCUACCACCUGGGCAUCAAGAACAACUUUGACCACGACCGCUGCCUGAUGUUCACCAGAGUGUGUGAGGUGAAGGGGCGGAAGCAGAUCUGCUUCAGAGACAAGGAAGUGGGAAAUCUGUACGACAUGUUCCACACAAGGAUUUGUCUCCACCAGAGAGCCUACCAGCACAAAGUGGUCAACAUCGUGGAGAUUAUGAUCACGGAGGCCUUUUUGAAAGCAGAGGGGUUGAUCCUGUUUGAAGGCUCUGGAGGGCAGAUCCCUCUCUCCGCUACCAUUGACGACAUGGCGGCCUACACCAAGCGUGACCGGUGAGUAGAAACGCCAC
This is a messenger RNA of Gasterosteus aculeatus aculeatus (three-spined stickleback), 1312 nucleotides long. NCBI's taxonomy places the organism in Eukaryota, Metazoa, Chordata, Actinopteri, Perciformes, Gasterosteidae. The record is from RefSeq and is a predicted model, not a curated record.